AUGUACCUGGGAAGCGGCAGUGCGGCCGGUCCGGCCCAGCGGAGCCGUGUGGGCUCUGGAGGGGCUGCCGGCUCCCACCAGAGCAACGGGGCUUCUCGCGCUAAAACCCGGCAGUGGCGGAAGAUGCAGAUAAAAAUUAUGUUAUUUAAAGUGUAUUCAGGGUUGGGUGACCUGGAGAGGGCCAGAUGGUUCAUGAACCACCCGGCUCCAGCAAACAGCCGCUACAAACCCACUUGUUAUGAACAUGCUGCUAACUGCUACACACAUGCAUUCCUCAUCGUUCCUGCCAUCGUGGGCAGCGCUCUCCUGCACCGCCUCUCCGACGACCGCUGGGAGAAGAUCACGGCCUGGAUGUACGGCGUGGGGCUCUGCGCGCUCUUCAUCGUGUCCACGGUGUUCCACAUCGUUUCCUGGAAAAAGAGCCACCUACGGACCAUGGAACAUUGUUUCCAUAUGUGUGACAGAAUGAUGAUCUAUGUCUUCAUUGCUGCGUCAUAUGCACCAUGGUUAAAUCUGCGUGAGCUUGGACCUCUGGCAUCUCAUAUGCGUUGGUUCAUCUGGCUAAUGGCUGCUGGAGGAACUAUUUAUGUAUUUCUCUACCAUGAAAAGUACAAGAUUGUUGAACUCUUUUUCUACUUGGCAAUGGGAUUUUCUCCUGCUCUGGUAGUGACAUCCAUGAGCAACACGGAUGGACUUCAGGAGGUCGCCUGGGGAGGCCUGAUAUACUGUCUGGGGGUGGUGUUCUUCAAGAGCGAUGGCAUCAUCCCCUUUGCCCACGCCAUCUGGCACAUGUUUGUGGCCACAGCAGCUGCAGUCCAUUACUAUGCUAUUUGGAAGUACCUUUACAGGAGUCCUGCCGACAUCAUUCGCCACUUGUGAUACCUGGGGGCGCAGGACAAGUGAAUCUGCACUUGGCCUCUGUAGCAGUAUUAUUUGACUUAAGGAAUUGGGGGAAAUUGGGAAGUUGCACAAGAAAAAAUGCACUGACUUUGAUAGUUCUCUGAACACAAUUACUGUGAACCGAUGUUGUAUGUGUCCUGGAAUUGCCCUUCAGAUAUGGCAAGUGCUGUAAGUAACCACGAUCCUGAACUGCAAUACUAAGAGUCCAUUCCACAUUAGUAGAACCGGCUACCUGAUGUUUACAAAUAAAUUUUGUAUUCUAGUUUAAUUUUACAAUUUUUAAAUAUAUGAAUCUUUUCUAAAUUAGUGAUUCAAAUUGUGAAGUCAGUGCAAUAAGAAAAAUGUAACUCUUUAUUUGAAAUUAGUUUCUAUCACUUUCCACUAGUCAUUCACUAAAGGUGAA
Molecule: messenger RNA, 1303 nt
Organism: Tinamus guttatus (white-throated tinamou)
Lineage: Eukaryota; Metazoa; Chordata; Aves; Tinamiformes; Tinamidae
Source: RefSeq, a predicted model, not a curated record